Haliotis rufescens (red abalone) is the source of this 5691-nucleotide messenger RNA. RefSeq lists its product as uncharacterized. Lineage: Eukaryota; Metazoa; Mollusca; Gastropoda; Lepetellida; Haliotidae. Bases 2373 to 3350 code for a protein of 325 amino acids. The transcript has 2 exons. The record is from RefSeq and is a predicted model, not a curated record.
AGCAAGAAUGAAAAAUCUCAAAAAGACUGACAGAGUUCAGUUCCCCACAAGGGAACUGUGUGUGAAGAACAUUUCUGGUGUCUCCUACUGUCACAUUACAGGAAAAUUGCCAAAAUCGCUGUAAAACCUCCCAACUCACUCACUCGCUAUCAGUGACUGGAGUGUUGCAAAUCUUCAGAUUUUACAAACUGUUACAAAUUAAGACCAUGCAAACUUGUGUCAACGAAAAAAGUGAUUUCCUUACAAGUUGUUGAGGAAAGUCAUAAUUUGUUGUAAGAUUGAGUAGGCUGUCACACCCGACCUCCUCACCUGUCUCAAUGAUAAGUCACCUGGGAAUAAAUCCUCACAAACAAACCUGGCAAGACACAGGGCUUAUUCAGGGCACAUAUAAGGCCAUGUUACAAAGUCUGUAUCUCGUGUGGUGCUUGUAGCUAGCAGCCAUGUUACCCAAAGUCCACUUGUUUCAGCCUAGUGACUAAGGGAGGGUGGACAAACCUUGGACGUUCUCUGCAUGGGAUGCAGCUGCCCAAACAAUGAUACCAGUGGAAUGACUUCACCGUGGAGACCUCAUUACCUCAAGAUUGUUUACCUGAAUGCAAAUUUAAUCAAUCAUGAAUCUACAUGAUUAACAGGCCUAAUUACCACAUCGUGAUCAUUCAGGAUCUUUCAAGAUGUUGACCAACCGCAGAACAUCAAACGAAGGAAACUAGUGCCUCACACCAACACAGGACACCAGUGCCUCACACCAACAUAAGACACUAGUGCCUCACACCAACACAGGACACCACUGCCUCACAACAACACAGGACACUAGUGCCUCACACCAACACAGGACACCAUUGCCUCACACCAACACAGGACACCAGUGCCUCACAACAACACAGGACACCAGUGCCUCACACCAACACAGGACACCAGUGCCUCACACCAACACAAGACACCAGUGCCUCACACCAACACAAGACACCAGUGCCUCACACCAACACAGGACACCAGUGCCUCACACCAACACAGGACACCAGUGCCUCACACCAACACAGGACACCAGUGCCUCACAACAACACAAGAUACCAGUGCCUCACAACAACACAAGAUACCAGUGCCUCACACCAACACAAGACACCAGUGCCUCACAACAACACAAGAUACCUGUGCCUCACACCAACACAAGAUACCAGUGCCUCACACCAACACAAGACACCAGUGCCUCACAACAACACAAGAUACCAGUGCCUCACACCAACACAAGAUACCAGUGCCUCACACCAACACAAGACACCAGUGCCUCACACCAACAGAAGACACCACUGCCUCACACCAACACAAGACACCAGUGCCACACAUCAACACAAGACACCAGUGCCUCACACCAACACAAGACACCAGUGCCACACACCAACACAAGACACCACUGCCUUACACCAACACAAGACACCACUGCCUCACACCAACACAAGACACCAGUGCCUAAAACCAACAGAGGACAUCAUUGCCUCACACCAACACAAGACACCAGUGCCUUACACCAACACAAGACACCAGUGCCUUACACCAUCACAAGACACCACUGUCUCACACCAACAUAGGAGACAUAUGCCGCAUUUCUUACACCAUCACAUCCCAAGGCAAUCCAACCACAAUGGAGUCAUACCCACAAGAUUCCUGCGCUAAAUUAUUUAUUUCCAAAGGGUGUUUUAAUCCAAUUAUCACAACAGGAUCCCAGCAACAAGGUGUGGUUUCAGUGGUCGGAACAAUCUAGAAAUUCUGCCCGGGAUUGAAAGAACUUCUAAUCAAUCAGUUUGCCAUGAUGAAGUUUGAAGGGUGUAUUGUGGUCUGUGGUAUGUACAAGAGAGAGGCUCGAGUCAAUCAGAGUUAUUGAUUCCCAGCAACUGGCAUCUAUCAAUAUUAGCUGAAAUGCAAAUCCAAGUGCAUUAUCUGCCUGGCUUCCAUGACACAUAAGCUUCACAGCACUGCAGUCAGGAUUGACUAUGCAGAUGACUGAGACAUGACAUUCAGAAAGGAUGCAAUCACAGCCAUCUCCUCGUCUGACACUCUCUUUUCUUUCAACUCAAGCACAAUGAUGAUUACAUUCUAAAUAUAACUGACACUUACAAGAAAUAUGAAUGGAAGGAUUUCAGUGCUUUCCAGUGGCACGUACGUCUCAAGGAUAAUGUUCUAUUUUCAAUUGGCUUUGUUGUGAACUCAGCAUCUUCAAUGGAAACAAAACGACAUGGAAAAAAAGAUUAAUUCAAGGUCACGGUUUGUUAUGUGAAAAUCAUUAAAAUGUGAGGCCCACUUUCCAUGUGGCAUUUCUGUGAUACUGGCCAGCGCACAGUUUGUAUUUCUUCACCUGGAGUUACUAUGCAACAUUGAUGAUGAAGAAGAAGGGAUGCUGCAACAAUCCCUGUUUUCUGACCUAUGCUACACGCAUGGUGUUCUCCCUGCUAGUUCUACUCAGUGCUUCCCAGAUAACCUGUACCGUCAUUUUCAUGCUCGUUUGUCGAAGAAGUGCUCGCGACCUUGUGUUGACCCUUGACCUUUCCGUUGACCCUUGCAUAGGUCAAGGUAUCCCAGCCUAUAUGGCGUCACUAGUUCUGUUGGUGACAGUCCUUGGGUUUGGAUGUCUGGGACGGAAAGCAACUUCAGUGAUUUUGAUAUUUCUCGGAAUUUGUGAUGUUGGUGUUUCCAUAUAUCUUCUCAUUACACAGUUAAAUCAGAACUUUGGUCAAAUCGAGACUGAUUUGAACAACACACUUUCAUCAUGUGCUGGUGACAUUGAUGUCGUUACGAUUAACACAGUCAGCAACACAACAUACACUGUUGACAACAACUUCCGAACUUGUUCCGGCAUUUACACCCUUCUAACACAAACCUGCACAGAAAUCAUUUCCCUUUUUUCAGACCCGCUCCCGUACAAAAAUAUGCAAGCAUGUUCCAGUAUUAUUAUACAAUCUCUCACCAACAUUAAAUUCAAAUAUUACCCCGUUUCUCUACCACUGAUGUUUUUAUCAUCAAUAAUGUACAUAGUGUUGAGCAUGUCCUUGUUUUAUAUCCAACAUCGAGACAAGAAGCUUCCCGGGUACAGACGAAGGGAGCACAUUCUCCAUGCACCGGAGUUCCGGGAGUGUUCGACAAAGGACACGGAUGAAACUGACAUAGGGGCAGGGUGGACAUUGAAGCUGUGUUUGUUGAACUUGUUGUGGUGCCGUUGUGCUGUGUUGUUCAAACAACAGUACUGUUGUGGGGUAAGACAGUCUCGGAGGGAUAAUCGAGAUAUGUAUGAGUUUGAAGCAUUACCGAUGAGACUCGCACAUGAGGAACCGAUGACAUCUGUUACGCAGCUUGUAUGACAAUUGUUGAUAACUCAUGUUUCAUGUGUAAGUAACUAAUUAUAACUGCAACACAGUAAGCUAGACAGCUAGUGUCCCAUACAAAAGCAGCUGAGAUGUGAUACACUUUUGGGAUUACAAAUUGUUGACACUUGUUUCAUCUGCAUAGAGCUGAUUAUAACUGCAACACGGUCAGACAGAACGUUGACAGCUAGUGUCCGUCAAGCAUCUGUGUGGUACAAAGUUGAGAUGACAAACUGUUGAAAGACCCUGUUUCAGCUGCAUGGAGCCGGUCAACUCUGCAAGACACUAAGACAGAUUGUCGACAGCUCGUGUCCAAUAUGCAAGCAGACUAUGUGUUGAGAUGUGUUUCACAUGCAUGCGGAGCAGACAAUCAACUUGCAGCACAUUCAGACAGAUAGCGUCCAUCAAACAGCUGAUAUGUGGUACACAGUUGGGAUGAAAAACUGUUGACAUCUGUUUCAUAUGAAUAAAGUUGAUCAUAACUGCAACCAAUCAGACAGAAUGCUGACAGCUAGUGUCCCAUAGCCGAUAUGUGGUACACCGCUGGGAUGACAAAUUGAUGACAACUUGAAUUUCAUCUUCAGCAGCAGAUGAACCCUGCUAGACAGUAAAACAGUGCUGACAGCUAGUGUCCCAUGGCCGAUAUAUGGUACACCGCUGGGAUGACAAAUUGAUGACAACUUGAAUUUCAUCUUCAGUAGCAGAUCAACUCUGCUAGACAGUAAAACAGUGUUGACAGCUAGUGUCCCAUAGCCGAUGACAAAAGUGUCUCACAUGCAUGCAGCUGUAUAUGUAACAUAGUUAUGAAGACAAGAAACGUUUAUAGAUAAAAACUUCAUUGUUUCUAAUGCCAUUACAGGGCUUCUUUUUGCCCCUUCAUCAAGUGAAUGACUUGUACAUGUGGAUAUAUAUACAGACAGUUUCAUGUUUACACGACAUAUGUAACAAUAGUCGGAAAAGUGUUGACAACUUGAUGUCCCACACAGAAGCUGACAAAUGUUGGAGACAACUUUGUGUCUGAUGUGCAUGAAGCCUUUGAUAACUGUAACCACAGGAUGACAAAUUGUUGACAACUUUGUGUCUUAUAUGUAUGGAGCAUUUGAUAACUGUAACCACAGGAUGACAAAUUGUUGACAACAUUGUGUCUGAUAUGUAUGGAGCCUUUGAUAACUGUAACCACAGGAUAACACAUUGUUGACAACAUUGUGUCUGAUAUGCAUGGAGCCUUUGAUAACUGUAACCACUGGAUGACACAUUGUUGACAACAUUGUGUCUGAUGUGCAUGGAGCCUUUGAUAACUGUAACAACAGGAUGACACAUUGUUGACAACAUUGUGUCUGAUAUGCAUGAAGCCUUUGAUAACUGUAACAACAGGAUGACAAAUUGUUGACAACAUUGUGUCUGAUAUGCAUGGAGCCUUUGAUAACUGUAACCACAGGAUGACACAUUGUUGAAAACAUUGUGUCUGAUAUGUAUGGAGCCUUUGAUAACUGUAACCACCGGAUGACACAUUGUUGACAACUUUGUGUCUUAUAUGUAUGGAGCCUUUGACAACUGUAACCACAGGAUGACAAAUUGUUGACAACAUUGUGUCUGAUAUGUAUGGAGCCUUUGAUAACUGUAACCACCGGAUGACACAUUGUUGACAACAUUGUGUCUGAUGUGCAUGGAGCCUUUGACAACUGUAACAACAGGAUGACAAAUUGUUGACAACAUUGUGUCUGAUAUGUAUGGAGCCUUUGAUUACUGUAACCACCGGAUGACACAUUGUUGACAACAUUGUGUCUGAUAAGUAUGGAGCCUUUGAUAACUGUAACAACAGGAUGACACAUUGUUGAAAACAUUGUGUCUGAUAUGUAUGGAGCCUUUGAUAACUGUAACCACAGGAUGACAAAUUGUUGACAACAUUGUGUCUGAUAUGCAUGGAGCCUUUGAUAACUGUAACCACAGGAUGACACAUUGUUGACAACUUUGUGUCUGAUAUGUAUGGAGCCUUUGAUAACUGUAACCACAGGAUGACACAUUGUUGACAACAUUGUGUCUGAUAUGUAUGGAGCCUUUGAUAACUGUAACCACCGGAUGACACAUUGUUGACAACAUUGUGUCUGAUAUGCAUGGAGCCUUUGAUAACUGUAACCACAGGAUGACAAAUUGUUGACAACAUUGUGUCUGAUAUGUAUGGAGCCUUUGAUUACUGUAACCACCGGAUGACACAUUGUUGACAACAUUGUGUCUGAUAUGCAUGGAGCCUUUGAUAACUGUAACCACAGGAUGACAAAUUGUUGACAUCUUAAGUGUGUAAUAUGACACACAAAAGGCCGAUGACAUCCAAUAAAUA